Chlorella variabilis is the source of this 1881-nucleotide messenger RNA. RefSeq lists its product as hypothetical. Lineage: Eukaryota; Viridiplantae; Chlorophyta; Trebouxiophyceae; Chlorellales; Chlorellaceae. Bases 1 to 1746 code for a protein of 581 amino acids. Gene Ontology annotation, biological process: mRNA splicing, via spliceosome. The record is from RefSeq and is a predicted model, not a curated record. Gene Ontology annotation, cellular component: U12-type spliceosomal complex; nucleus; U2-type spliceosomal complex. The transcript has 16 exons.
AUGGCAGCGGAGGAGGGGGGCAGUGCAGCUCAUUCACAGCAGAAUGGCACCGCCAAGCUCACUCUAGCGCAGAAGAAGAAACUCAAGGCCAAGCAGCGCAAGCAGAACAAGAAGGCCGAAAAGGAGGCAGUCGCCGCCGCGCAGGCAGUCCAGGUCCAGGAGAAAACAGCCAAGCCCUCCAAGGCCCAGGACGACGAGGAUGAGGAGGCGGUGGAGAUAGAGUAUGUGUCGGCGCCACUGGAGUUUGAUUUUGUGGUGGGAGGAGGCGCUGCGCCCACUGGCGAUGCGGAAAUGGCGGAGGCCGGCGUGCUGGGGCUUGGGGCGGAGGCGCCAGGUGGCGAACCAGCCGGCCAGGAGGCGGGUGCGACACGGGACGAUGGGGAGGAUGGCGACAGCGAAGGGGAGGAGACCGGCAUGUCCAAGAAGAAGCGCAAGUUGGCCAGCCGUUUGAAGAUUGCGGAGCUGAAGCAGGCUUGCGAGCGGCCAGAUGUGGUUGAGAUAUGGGAUGUGACAGCCAUGGACCCCAAGCUGCUGGUUUACCUGAAGGCAUAUCGCAACACAGUGACCAUCCCACGCCACUGGAGCCAGAAGCGCAAGUACCUGCAGGGCAAACGCGGUCUGGAGAAGCCUCCUUUCAAGUUGCCCGAGUUCAUCGAGGCCACAGGCAUUGGCGAGAUGCGGCAGGCGUACCUGGAGAAGGCCGAGAGCCAGAAGAUGAAGCAAAAGGCCCGCGAGCGCAUGCAGCCCAAAAUGGGCAAGCUGGAUAUCGACUACCAGGUGCUGCACGACGCCUUUUUCAAGUACCAGACCAAGCCCAAGCUUACAGGGCCCGGCGAGAUGUACUACGAGGGCAAGGAGUUUGAGGCCGCCAUCACGCACGCACGGCCAGGCGUGUUGAGCCCCGAGCUGCAAAACGCCCUGGGCAUGACCGAGGGCGCACCGCCACCCUGGCUGGUCAACAUGCAGCGGUAUGGCCCGCCCCCUAGCUAUCCAUCCCUCAAGGUCCCUGGCUUGAAUGCCCCCAUCCCACCCGGCGCGCAGUUUGGGUACCAUCAAGGCGGCUGGGGCAAGCCCCCGGUGGACGAGUUCGGGCGGCCGAUCUAUGGCGAUGUGUUUGGGAUGGAGAACGAGGAGGCAGUGGACAAGGUUGUGCGUUGGGGUGAGCUGGAGUCGGAGGAGGAGGAGAGCGAGGAGGAAGAGGAGGAGGAAGAGGAGGAGGAGGAGGACCGGGACGAGACAGAAAGCUUGGCUGACGGGUACGCCAGCGUUGCCAGCGGGUUUGCCUCAAGCCUGCCCAGUGGUAUUGAGACGCCCUCAGAGAUUGACCUGCGCAAGACGAGCGAGGGUCCCAAGCAGCUGUACACAGUGCUGGAGCAGCAGAAGGCCAGCGUGGGCGCCGGCGCGCUCAUGGGCAGCGACCACACGUACGUUGUUCCUGGCGCUGGUGGCAGCAAGGAGAAGAUGUCCAUUGCAGCGCAGGCAAGUUUGCUUGGGAAAGGCGCCAGCAAGCGGCUGGAGGCGCUACGGCGGGAUAUGCCCAGCGAUGUCGAUGUCUCCAUCGACCCCGCGGAACUGGAGGGGCUGGACGAUGCGGCGCUGCGGGACCUUUACGAGAUGCGUGCGGCAGAGCAGCGAGCAGCGGCUGGCCGUGAAGACUUCUCAGAUAUGGUGGCCGCCAAGGCAGCGCAGCAGAAGCGCAAGGCUACUGAGAAAUCUGGUGGCGAGGCCAAAAAGUUCAAGUUCUGAUGGCGAUGAAAAUGCUGUGGUGUGUGUGCUUGGAAGAGACACUCUGCUACCUACACCGUGUACACGCUGGACCUUCCUGCCACCUCCCCGCUGUAUUGGUGUCACCUUGGCCAUUGUGUAAGAGGAUGCUAAGUC